Molecule: messenger RNA, 2190 nt
Organism: Sorex fumeus (smoky shrew)
Lineage: Eukaryota; Metazoa; Chordata; Mammalia; Eulipotyphla; Soricidae
Gene: KCNJ8
Product: potassium inwardly rectifying channel subfamily J member 8
Exons: 3
Coding region: 179-1453 (424 amino acids)
Biological process (GO): regulation of monoatomic ion transmembrane transport; potassium ion import across plasma membrane
Cellular component (GO): plasma membrane
Molecular function (GO): ATP-activated inward rectifier potassium channel activity
Source: RefSeq, a predicted model, not a curated record
CGCGUCCGGCCUGGGCGCCCGGCGGGGGGAUGCGCGCGGGGGGACGUGGCCGAGGGCGGCGCGCGCUCGCGGGGAGCGGAGGCCGCUGAGACCCCCAGGCCGGCUCGGAGGUCGGCCGGCCGGAGAGCGCGCGGGAGACGGGCCGGGCAGGUGGCCGCGCCGGCUAUGCUGAGGCACGAUGCUGGCCCGCAAGAGCAUCAUCCCCGAGGAGUACGUGCUGGCGCGCAUCGCCGCCGAGAACCUGCGCAAGCCGCGCGUGCGGGACCGUCUGCCGCGCGCCCGCUUCAUCGCCAAGAGCGGGGCCUGCAACCUGGCGCACAAGAACAUCCGCGAGCAGGGCCGCUUCCUGCAGGACAUCUUCACCACCCUGGUGGACCUCAAGUGGCGCCACACGCUGGUCAUCUUCACCAUGUCCUUCCUCUGCAGCUGGCUGCUCUUCGCCAUCAUGUGGUGGCUGGUGGCCUUUGCCCACGGGGACAUCUAUGAUUACAUGGAGAACAGCGUCCAGGAGAGGAGCGGGCUGGAGUCCAAGGUGUGUGUGACCAACGUCAGGUCCUUCACUUCUGCUUUUCUCUUCUCCAUCGAGGUCCAAGUGACCAUUGGCUUUGGAGGGAGGAUGAUGACGGAGGAGUGCCCGCUGGCCAUCACGGUGCUCAUUCUCCAGAACAUCGUGGGUCUGAUCAUCAAUGCCGUCAUGCUGGGCUGCAUCUUCAUGAAAACUGCGCAGGCGCACAGGAGGGCAGAGACACUAAUUUUCAGCCGCCACGCCGUGAUUGCCGUGCGCAACGGCAAGCUGUGCUUCAUGUUCCGCGUGGGUGACCUCCGGAAGAGCAUGAUCAUCAGCGCCUCUGUGCGCAUCCAGGUGGUCAAGAAAACCACCACCCCCGAGGGGGAGGUGGUGCCCAUUCACCAACUGGACAUCCCCGUUGACAAUCCCAUCGAGAGCAAUAACAUCUUCCUGGUGGCCCCUUUGAUCAUCUGCCACGUGAUUGACAAGCGCAGUCCCCUCUAUGAUAUCUCAGCAACUGACCUUGCCAACCAAGACCUGGAGGUCAUCGUGAUUCUGGAAGGAGUGGUUGAAACCACUGGUAUCACCACGCAGGCGAGAACCUCCUACGUUGCCGAGGAGAUCCAGUGGGGCCAUCGCUUUGUGUCUAUUGUCACGGAGGAGGAAGGUGUGUAUUCUGUGGAUUACUCCAAGUUUGGCAAUACCAUGAAAGUGGCGGCUCCUCGCUGCAGUGCCCGAGAGCUGGAUGAGAAACCGUCCAUCCUCAUCCAGACGCUCCAGAAGAGUGAACUGUCCCACCAGAAUUCUCUGAGGAAGCGCAACUCCAUGAGAAGAAACAAUUCCAUGAGGAGGAACAACUCCAUCCGCAGGAACAAUUCUUCCCUCAUGGUACCAAAGGUGCAGUUCAUGACUCCAGAAGGGAACCAAAACCCAUCAGAAUCAUGACAGCAAGACCAGCUCAAGGAAGGCUUGGCCUUUCCUGCAGGACACCGUCUGGCUGUAUCUAACCUGGAACCCAGUGAUUUGUCCUUGUACAUCUAAUGCACAUUCGUCCUUGUACAGCUAAUAAUGGAUCUUCAUAUUCAAACAUUGGCACCUUCUAUAACAAUAGUAACACAGGGAUAAAAGAUUUGUGCCUCACAUUUGUUCUUGACAUGCACUAUUUGCCAUGGUAGACUUAAGUUAUGUAUUGGGACUAGUAGACUUUCCUUUCCCUUCAUUUGAAGCACAAGAAGGACCUUGAUUUGACUACCAAGUACUUGGUUCCAUUUGAAAUGCUUAAUGGGUGAAAGCCCAGAGCUCCCUGUAUCUCUUGUGUACCCUGAAAGUGCAGGAGGGAGUGAGAAGGACAAAAUGCUAUUGGUAGCACCUUUGGCAUUUCAGUCAGUGUGUUUGUCAUGUGUGUGAUUCUCCACCAGGGGCGAAGCCAGCUCAGUCUCCUGCUCACCUGUUCCUGCCCCUGUUCUUGGUCCUUCACUGUGGUCCCCUGUGGAAUCCUGCUUCUCUGAGGGGCCUCUGGUGGACAGCCAUGUCCAGAAACUUUGGAGAAAAUCUAAGAAUGUUCCCGUUCCUGUCUCACUGCGAAUUGGAUGACCCCAAAUCACUUUCAGUUGCUCAGUUCUUAAGAUGCCCCACUUGGAAAGAUUGUAUAAAAUAUGUUAUUAAACAUUUCUUUAUAAUCA